GUAGCGAGACGAAAGGACACAGCGCAAGAAGGCAGACUUCCGCAGCGCCUAAACACAUAAUACUAUUUUAUGUGAUUACAAUAACGUUCAAAAGGAACUUUUGGAAAUGGAGGACCAGCCCAGUGGCGCAACAUAGUUUGAAAAUUUAUUUUUAUGCAAAACGCAAUAAUUUUUAGUGACCAGUUUACGCACAGGAUGCAAUAAAAGUGAAACAAAUAGGUUUUUUUCAUUGGUAAAUAUUGUUCCUUUGCUAUUUUUUAACGAUUUCGAAGUCCAGCUCAUACUUUUAACCUUUUUAUUACUGAACCUGUAAUUGGACGAAUAAAUAUUAUUGCUAAACCUCGCCGAAGUAUCAGGUGAUACACACGAAGACUAGUAUCACGAACUCGGUAAUUUCUAUAAGAACAUCCUAAGUGCGAAGGUCGUUGGGUCCGGAACAGAAGUUAUUCUGUAAUUUGAGCCUCGAAUUUCUCAAUGGAAGGAAGCAGGCAUCUGACGGACGGCCGGCGGCGGAGGCGCACACUUCAGUGAUGAUUCGGCAACCGCGGGCUGCGCGCGCGUCGGUCACGUGCCACCGCGACAAUAUGACACCGCGAUACACCUUCAGGUUGUUCACAGUAUCAUUAAUAAUUGCCACAACAAUUAUUGAAUCACCUGUAAGUGCGGUUGCAAUAAGCCGAAAGUCGCGACAGAUAUUACAGGAAGACACUUUUACAGAGGAGUACUCCUCUCCUCUGGAAAGAUCAGAUGGAGAGAGAAUUGAUUCAAUGUCAGACAACAAUGUCGCCGACGCAGUUAAACACAUAGCAACGACGACAGCUGCUAAAGUCUAUGAGGUCAAAGGAGAUCAAACUGUUGAAGACAAGACCGAACUAACAACUGCAUUUAUACUUCUUAAAACGGAUGACGGAUAUCUGAAAAUAACUGGAUUACCAAUAUACGCGAGUUCGGUGAAAGACACAGAACUAAUUUCAAGUAAAGUAGUAACCGAUCUACCGCAUAGUACGAACAGUCUUAGAGACAAUGAUAAUUCAGUUAAUAUUGAGGAUCUAACUAUGGCAACUGAUUCUGAAUCCACAAGUUCUGAUACGCACAAUACAAAUAUAAGUGAGGAUCCAACUACGGUAAUUGAUUCUGAAUUCACAAGUUCUGAUACGCACAACACAAAAAAUAUUGACGAUCAAACUACGGCAAUUGACUCUGAAUUGGCGAGUUCUGAUACAAACAAUUCAAAAAUUAAUGAGAAUCUAACUACGGUAAUUGAUUCUGAAUUGGCUAGUUCUGAUAACCACAUCACAAAUAUUAGUGAGGAUCCAACUACGGCAAUUGACUCUGAAUUCACGAGUUCUGAUACGCACAAUACCACAAUUAGAUUUAGUGACGUGACUACCCAAGAAGUUCCAGCAGAAAUUACUAUUGAUGCCACCACGUUAGAUAAAAAUACUAAUUCAGAUAUCAGUAAUAGUGAGAGUGAAACAAAAACAAUAAACCCAAUUGAGGUAACCACAAGCGACACGAUGGAUUCUACAUCACAGUUCGACCUGACGGAUCAAUCGAAUGAAUUGAAUUCGCCAUCUUGGAAGAAAUAUACAACAAUUGAUAGGAAGCGGGGCGACGCACAAAUGAACACGUCUCGCACUGAACAGGAUGUAGUACAAACUACGCCGACACGUAUUAGUUUAGAAAAGUUAUUGACGGAUACUUCAAUAUCAUCAUUAGGACAGUUAGGAGAGAGUCUUAGUUCAAAAGUAACAUACGCCUUUGAUUUAGCAUCAACUUCUCCGUAUGUUCAAGAAACUAAAAGUGUCCCUCCUGAGGAAACCACAACCAGUUCCACGACGACUAGUCAAAAACCAUUACAUAUAACAUCUUUACGAGCUGGUUAUCUAGAUUUCUCAGCAAAACCAAUGGCUGAGGAAGCGACGACUAUUAUUGAAAAUUACGAUAUCCCCGAUAAAUUCAACGAAUCCAGAGGAUUUUCUUCGAUGUUCGAAUUUGAGCCAGAAAAUGAGCCUGUUUCUGAAAAUAAAACCAAAUCAAACUUGGCAUCGCGAAGUCAAUUGGCAGAAGAUGUCAUGAGAGAAGAAAUGAUGAAGGAAGAAAUGAUCAGCAAUGAAGAAGAAAAUGCCAAUCGACAAAAGGAAAAUGAGCAACUUAGUGUUAAACCGCUCGAUAAAACUAACUUAUACUCUGUGGGCCCCAACUACAAGCCUAUGAAAAAGCUUGACGUUCAGGCAGCCAAGCCCUUCAUUAGAGAUCCAGACGACCUCAGCUGGAGAAACGAAAGUAUUAGUUCUCUGGGAAUAGUCUUCAAAGCCAAGCCAGCAGCUAAAAACUUUACUGAAGUAUUGAAAAACAAAACUGAAACAUUAUUCAACAACGUCAAUGAGAAAGACAGUAAGAACGACCUGCCAGAUUUAAGGGAGCGAUUGGAGAAAAUAGCCGAAGUAAGGAAGUCAAAGAAAAAGAAGGUGAUCGACAAAUUUGGUGAUACAAUUUAUACAGACUACGAAGAAAGUUCGCACUCUGCUGAGAGGUCCAGUGCUAAUUCUUCUGACAUUGGACUUACUGAAGGUACCACCACAACAAAAACUACAACGUCACCUACAACAAAACCGUUCGAAAUCGUUCCAACCAUAAGCGUUGAGCCAGAAGUGACCACGCAAGUUAAUGUAAAACACGUUUUUGAAACAACACCAUAUCUAGAAACUCCUGAAACUAAGCCACCUAGCAAAUUAAAGAAUGACUAUUACGACAUUGCAGAUGACUACGACAGCGACUAUAUGAAUUUGCCUAAAAUCGAAUUGAAAAAGUUCACAACGCGAUUGAUAACAAAGAUGCCAAUGACGACGUCUACCUUCGCGACGUCUCCCUUCCAGAAGCCGAGCGCGUACUACUGGCCAGACAGGAAGCCCACCCUGCAGUACUUCCCCCCGAGACCGAACACACCAAAGAUAAACAUCCAAACGUUUGAUGAAAAUCCACUAAACAAAUUAAAUUACUACACAGUUAAAGAUACGACUAAGAACUUGAUACCGGUCUCAGUCAGAUAUACGACACAGCCUGUGCCUUCACAACCUAAUUUGUCUUUCGGACAGAAACAUAGAAAUACUACUCCUCUAAAUAAUUUCGAAAACGAUUUGACGAAAACCGUAUAUUAUACUCAACCUAAAGUGGCCGCGGUCGGGCACGGGUACGUCGACGACGGACGUUACAACAGACCCACGUAUGUCAUUAAACAUUUCAAAGACUUGGUCGAGAAGGCAUCUAGAACCGAAGACGAAAAAGAUAGAGACUACGACGCGUACACGUCAACACAGAGGCCGGGCCGGGAGACCGUUGCCGAUUUGGUGAAAAUUAAUCAAAAACUUAAUUUGGGAGACGACUACGAGUACGAUACGGGUUUCCGCAAAGACGUGAUAAAUAGGUUCGUGGAUAACUUCAAUCAGAACAGCGAGAGAUUUAAGGUGGAUUUUCCUAUCCUGUACAACAACAGCGUGGUGCAUAGGAAGCAGGAGGACGAGAGCGAGUGGGCGACAUCGAGCGCGUUCAUGAAGCGGCUGUACGAGGACAUGUCAGGCGCGCGCGCGGCGAGGAAGGAGUGCGACGGCUGUGAGCGCAACGUGGAGCUGCCGCCCGAGUACGAGCUGCACUACUACGUGCCCGAGCAGGAGGAGCGCGAGGAGGCGGACACGCGCUCCGACCUCAAGUACCUGUGGGACCCCAACUCACAGCGAUAACGGCCGCCAUAGCCGCUGCGAUACAUAUGGCUCAGUCGCAAGUCCGAGAUGCAUUGCAUGAUAAUGAUGAUCACUGUACAUCAGGAUAAAAAAAAAUGAUGCAGUCUACAUUUGUAUAUAACAAUGUAAUUGUGGAGAGACACAGAGACAUGCUGUAUGUAAUCUUGGACAACGUUAUUUGCCGAAUACUGAUACGUAUUUAAACUAAUAGGUUAAAACGCGGUAUGAAACGAAAACAUCAAAACCCGCCUAAAAUUGUUAUAGAAAUGCAGUAGAACUUCACUCGCCAUAAACUUGUAAAAACAAAAAGAAUUAUAGUAUCAAAAAUCUGUUUUAUGUAUACAUAUAAAUGGUACAUACUACCUAUAUUCAAUAACUAAUUUCCGUCGAGUCGAGGUUUUGUUGCAACUAAAUUUGAAUCCGACAAAAUUGUUAGUAUAAAAAAAUAUAUUUGGUAGUGAAAAUAUCCUUCAAGGAGCUAUUAUGAAUAAGUGUAUUAAUUGAUUGCCAUGUCUUUAUUUUGCGGAAAUUGAUUAGCACGCAACGUCCGUCCGUGUGUAUGUAUGUACAUGUUUUUGUUUGAAAAACCUUUAAAAAGUUUCUUCCAAUUAAUUAGAUAAACAACGCUACGGUUGACUUCAAUUAUACAAGUGUUAUUUCAGAUUUCGUCGGCUCCAAUGUAAAGUUAAAGAUACUAAAGUUAUUUGAUUUGUCCAGACUGCGAUAGGUUAUUUGUAGGCUCCACGCUAUCGUCGAACAUUACGUAAUUUGUAUGAGUGCUUUUAUUUAUCGCAACCAAAUAUCAGCUAUGUAUAUCGAAUCCGCCAUACUUUGGCCACAGAUAUAAGAACAUUACAUUGAAGGUUCUUAUAUCUGUGACUUGGCGAACUGUUCGCGGAUAGUGUGGAGCCUGCAUUACACUUUUGGCAGUGGACACACUCGAUGACUUUACGGUUUCUACUUUGAGUUUUCUUCCUUACACAUUAUGUAAAUGACAUUUUAUUGAUAUUGUACAUCUCGCUGUACCCAGUUUGUGUCACAUGACCUCCACCAGUUUGUGUCACAUGACACCAUGACUAUCUUUUUUACCAAUAAAACCUGAAAUAAGAUUUUACUGAUUGAUUACAAUUUUCUCGAUUGUGUUAAAGAUAAAACCAUACAUAAAUGUAAAGUUAUAACUUUAACUAUACCUUAGAAGUUUGAGUUGUUUGAAAUACAAUACGAAAUGAAUCUUGUAGUAAUUAUAUUAAUGGCCAUUCCCGAUUAUCUAUCCAUAAAUCCCCUCCGGAACGAUCGGUCUACUUUCCCGUUUGGCCUAUAUAGAUAUUUUUUCUGUAAUUAACAAAAAUAUAAUUAUUAUAUUUCUAUUUGAAAAAAAAACUGUCAAAUAAACUUGACUGAUCGUUUUGCAUUCGAUGCGUGACAAAAUAAAAUCAUAUCUCAUAGUCUGGACCCAUCAAUUCAUGGGUUGCCAGUCCUGGGUGCAACAUCCGGCGUGAUCUGGCGGUGCACACAAGAUCGCCUUAACAUAAUGCAUUGUUAUGUAAACUGAAGCGACGUGAAAACUCUCUCUCACUGACGGUGAGCUCAAGGACACGGCGAAUUACACGAAAUUUAACUUGCAAGAAUUGACUAUUAAAAACUUGCUGAAGAUAGAUUUAUUGAGGACGGCCGGCUGGGUUAUUCUUGUGGUUACUGGUUCAUUACGACCUUGUAUUUUGAUACUUUAUUUACCUUAUCUUACUUAAAUUUAUGGUAUAGAUGCAUGAAUUUGAGAAUAUUCUUAGCUUUAAGUUUUAGAUAUUUACUACCUAACUUAGAAACUAAGUAUUAAAUUAGGUUAUUCUUAGAGCCCAGUGUCCUCUACUACACUUUGUAAAAAAUAUAAUUUGCUCCCUGUGACAGAUGUCCAAUAAUAUGAAAACAAUACAUAUGUCUCUGUCGCUCUCAUUGUGAAUAUAUUGUUCUAUCCUGCUGUCACUUAUAGGAUCAAGCUACAUUUUACACACUGUAGAUUUAUAUUAUGUGAAGUACCUACAUAUUUCAAAUAAAAAUAAUAAUU
Molecule: messenger RNA, 5802 nt
Organism: Plodia interpunctella (Indianmeal moth)
Lineage: Eukaryota; Metazoa; Arthropoda; Insecta; Lepidoptera; Pyralidae
Exons: 3
Coding region: 531-3740 (1069 amino acids)
Source: RefSeq, a predicted model, not a curated record